UAUUACCUGCUUUCAGGCGUGUCCGUCUGAUGACGGAGAGAUGGAGGAAACGCUGCCGCUUGGAGGUCUGAGUGGCGGCGAUGGCAUACGCGCUCUCGCUGCUGCAGCGGUGCACCGGCCUCGCCCACCUCAGGCAGGUUCACGCCCACAUGGUCGUGACGGGUCUCGCCAACAGCGUCCACGCCCUCACCAAGCUCGUCGAGUUCUGCGCCCUCCUCUCCGACGGCGUGUUCCUUGACUACGCCGGCGAGAUCUUCCGGCAGGUCGCUCACCCCACGACCACGACGUGGAACGCCAUGAUCCGCGGACUCGCCCAGGGCCCUGACCCGAAGCUCGCCAUCCUCCUUUAUCCCCAAAUCCAGAAAGGAUCGUUCUCUUCCUCGCUUCGUCCCGACGCUCUCUCUGUCUCGUUCGCCUUGAAGGCAUGCGCCCGACUCCUCGGUCUCAAGGAAGGCCAGGAGCUCCAUGCGCAAGUUUUCAGGUUUGGUUUCGCCUCGGACUCGCUCUUGCAGACGACCCUAAUGGAUCUUUACUUCAAGACGAGCCGCGGAGACGAUGCGCGCCAGGUGUUCGACGAAUUGCCCAAGAGAGAUAUAGUGGCUUGGAACGUUAUCGUUGCUGGAUAUGCGCAGUGCGGGAGGUCGAACGACGCGUUGGUGAUGUUUCGCUGCAUGCAGCAGGUUCCGGACCUGCGGCCCAACGAGGUCACCAUCUUGGGGGCUCUCUCGGCGUGCUCGCAGUUGGGUGCAGCGGACGACGGCGAGUCGGUGCACGCUUACGCUCGCCAGCACGCUCUCGAUCGACAUUGUUUCGUUGGGAAUGCUCUGAUUGACAUGUACGCCAAAUGCGGCCGUGUCGAUCGGGCACUUCAAGUAUUUGAUGAAGUGCCUCAGAGAAGUUUGGUUUCUUGGAACACCAUGAUCAUGGCUUUUGCCAUGCAUGGGCGUGCUCAUGACGCGCUGGCGCUAUAUCAGAAAAUGAAGACGGCAAAGGUGGCGCCUGACUCGGUGACGUUCUUGGCCGUGUUGGGUGCAUGCAAUCACGCAGGGUUGGUAGAAGACGGACGUCAGCUCUUGCGCUCCAUGGAAGAGUUUCGGGUUGUGCCGAACGUGAAGCACUACGGUUGUGUGGUGGACCUGCUAGGCCGUGCUGGAAGGCUGGAGGAAGCAUAUGAUCUGAUUGUCAAUUUGCCGGUAGAGGUGGACGUCGUCCUCUGGCAGAGCUUGUUGGGUGCUUGCUAUACCUACGGCAAUGUUGAGCUAGCCGAGCGGGCAAUGCAGCGGUUAGCAGAGUUGAACUCCAAUAACAGUGGCGACUUUGUUCUCAUGUCUAAUGUCUAUGCUGCCUCUGCUCGGUGGGACGAUGUGGGCAGGACCAGGGAAGCCAUGAAGCGUGUGGAUGUUGUCAAGACGCCUGGAUUCAGCUACAUUAAGGUGGAUGGUGUGAUUCAUAAGUUUGUCAUGGGGGACCAAGAGCAUGAAAAAAGCAAGGAAAUCUAUGAGAAGUUGGAUGAGAUUUGUGCAAGGGCUAGGUUACUUGGGUAUGCCCCUAAAACGUCCUUUGUGCUACACGACAUAGAUGAGGAAGACAAGGAAAAUGCACUUUCCUGUCACAGUGAGAAGUUGGCAGUUGCCUUUGGCCUUCUGAGCACCGAUGGUGGCUCUCCAAUUCUUGUCAUCAAGAACCUCAGAAUAUGUGGUGAUUGCCAUGCGCUGAUCAAACUUGUAUCCAAGAUUUAUGGGAGGGAAAUUAUAGUAAGAGAUCGGACACGCUUCCACCAUUUUGCUAAAGGACUAUGUUCAUGCAAAGAUUACUGGUGAAGCACUUUAACUGGAAUGAGUGGAAGAUUUAAUGGUCAUUGAUGAAGCCUAUUAUUCCCACUAAUGGGAUCAUCCUUAGCAAUUUAAUAUGUUGGUGCUUGAUCAGCAGCUUAGCUCUUGACUGAUUUUCACAUUUGACUAGCCCUUAGUGAAAUGUCACAUGGCCGCUUAUUUACCUGUCAGUGUGCCAUUAGGAGUAUACUACUGAUGCUGGAGAGCUAUCUGUGUGGUCCACAUUGUUAGGUGUACAAAACAAGGAGUAACCCAGUUCCUUCAUCAUAUCAUUAACCAUCUUCGUGCUUCUUUGGUUUC
Molecule: messenger RNA, 2132 nt
Organism: Nymphaea colorata (pocket water lily)
Lineage: Eukaryota; Viridiplantae; Streptophyta; Magnoliopsida; Nymphaeales; Nymphaeaceae
Product: pentatricopeptide repeat-containing protein OGR1, mitochondrial-like
Exons: 1
Coding region: 81-1820 (579 amino acids)
Biological process (GO): RNA modification
Molecular function (GO): zinc ion binding; RNA binding; protein binding
Source: RefSeq, a predicted model, not a curated record